Stomoxys calcitrans (stable fly) is the source of this 6091-nucleotide messenger RNA. It is a transcript of the gene bbg, whose product is annotated as pro-interleukin-16. The record is from RefSeq and is a predicted model, not a curated record. Gene Ontology annotation, molecular function: protein binding. The transcript has 6 exons. The coding region runs from base 1043 to 5014 and encodes 1323 amino acids. NCBI's taxonomy places the organism in Eukaryota, Metazoa, Arthropoda, Insecta, Diptera, Muscidae.
CACGGCAGUUUGUUUCGAUCACUUUGGCCAUCAACAGUCAGUCUUAGUUUAGAGAUCGCGUUGAAAGGUUGUGCGAGGGAAUUCGAUCGCGUACGUUGUGCGAUGGUGAUGACCACACAAACUGCCACAAGAAAACCAAAUAACUAAAACGAGAAGAAGAAAAACCACACGAACUCUUUUGUGGUGGUCUCUGAAAUAUCCAGUGCUCUUAGUAUAGUCUGGUUUUUGCAAAUAAGAAAAAACAAAACCAGAGUGGCUUUAAAAGGUUCUUAUGGUGCCAGAUGUUAGUGUCUCAGGUUUAAAUUCGUUUAUGCAAAGAAAAAAUUAAAACUUUUUGGAAACCAACAAAACAAAUCCUAAAAAAAAACUUUUAACCAAGUCAAAGUUGUGGUCAAGCUGCUGCUAAUAACAAAUCGCCUUCCAUCACCAACCACAAAGACCAUAAAAUUCCAUUUAACUUCCUAAAUUUGAGCAUUCAUUAAAACUUUUAGUGUUUUCUCGCCCUUUAAACAAACAACCGAAAGCAAAUUACCAACAAGCAAGCAAAAAAGAAACCAUAACAACAAUAUUAAGUAUUAAAUAAUUUCUUUUGUAAAAUUAUGCAAAUUACUUAAGUGCUCAUUUAAAUAGUUUUCGCAAAACAGAAAAAACCAAAAAACGCUGCUUAAGAAAUAAUACCUCCCCACAACGUGCUUAACCAAACAAAAAACAAACGAAAUUAAUCAGCAGUCACAGUGACAGUUAAGAAAAGCACCGCUUUGAAAGCCGCAACCGAAAAAAAUAAUUUUGAAUUCCGGCUCAAAUUUCUUUUGUGUGUGUUUUGUGCGCUGAGCCUGCGCUUUGGCUUGUUUGUUGUUGGCUCACAAAGAAAAAGAAAAGUGAAAUUUCUUCUCGUUUGUUUUUUUUUUUUUUUGUUUUUGUUUUGCCGCCUUGGUCCAGUAACUGUGUCAACAACGUCUCUACCCUACAACACUAUCUUGAUGUGGAUUAAUUUUUGCAAAUAUUCAAAUCUUAAGAUCUUGAACAAAGACAUCUAAACAAAAUGGAGAACGGCCUGCAUGUCUUGCCACAGACCACGCCCAUAAUUGUCAGUGAUUACCUAACACUAUCGUCUCCACCAACCUAUUCACGUCUACCGCCUGAUGGUCAUGAAUUUCCACCAAAUUUCACAGAACCUUUAAUUAUGCCCCUGCCUUCCUCCACCUCCUCCAACUCGUCUUCGCCCAGCAUGAUGAAGUCAACCAGCCUACUGCAAAGUGUUACCACAACAACCAAAGGUGCUAUGCCCGGUGACAACACCAAUACCGUGUACACAGAGAAAUUAUAUGCCGCCUCCAAGGUGGGCCAAACAAUGGUGGCUAGUACCAGGACAACACAUGUGACUAGUACCACAAACAAUGGUGUUACCCAGACCGUAGUGGAAGUGGAGAAACAAAAAUCCUCACCCAUUGUAGUGGAUAAGAAUAGCAAUGAAAUAACAGCAGCAUCUCCACCACCUUUGCCCAAGUCCACACCACCACCCACAGUGCCGCGUAAGGUCUAUCGCCAGGAUUUGGUGGUGAAUGUAGAGGAUUCACGCAGUCCCACAAUGACCACUGCUGCUGGCACUCCCACCAAAAUCAUUAUUGACACGCGAAACAGCCGCUCCACUCAGAAUCUGUCGAGUGGCAACAGCAGCGGCAGUUCUACACCCACAGCUCACAAACUGGAGGCACCCUCCUAUGAUGCUGCCGACUACAAGCGUUCCUUAAGUGCUCCCCGCAGAUCAAGUGAUUGGCGCAAAGAUGAAAAAUCCGAAAAGAGUGUGCGCGACAAAAUCGCCAUGUUCUCCAAUGAUGAUUCGGCUCCCUUGGAGCCUGCCAAACCCAUCAGCUUUUCCAGAUCGAACAGUUCCACCAAACCUCUGAAUUUGAGCACCGAAAAUCUUUUGGAUAGCUCCUCGCACACGCGCUAUUCGGCGGCCACCAAUCUUCACAAAACACGUGCCAUGAGUGUGGAAAACCUUAACGAAGUUGCUCGUCUUUAUCAGCUUUCCAAGCCUUUGCCCGCUCAAAACAACUAUUCCGAUUCCAUGCAUUCCUUGAACACACUCAAUUCAGAGUACAAUCAAAGUUAUGCCUCAUUGCCGCGUCGUCAUGCCUCUACACAGCAUUUGAACAGACAAAUUAGCUUCUCGGGCCAGCCAGCCUACGUGCCAGAUGAGGCCUCCCGCAAGGCGGCUAUAACCAAUAUUCUGGAGCAAAGACGCCGCAGCUUAUCUAAGCUGAGAGGCUUGGUUAUACCAGACCGGCCUCAUGUACCGCUAGAGCCGAUUUUAGACUUGCCAGAAAUCAAAAGUCGGGACAGUGAUCAGAUGAAGGCCUCGGGCAAUACAUCGUCCACCGAUUCCACAGAUAGUGGGGUGGGCUCAGUGACCGGAGGUAUAAGUAUGGGACCCCGGCCAGCCAAAAGAACGGAAAUUAGUUCUACCACCACCACCACAAGCUCUGGCCUCAACAGCCCCUUGAGGCCUCUCAAUGUGUCCACACACAGCAAUACCCUGAAUAUUGCUAAUAAUCGCAAUUAUCUGACCCAAACUUCGGGCAAUGCCAGACACCAAUUAGCUGGCCAAAGUGUACCGCCCCUGGUGGCCCAAAGACGUUUGGAAGCUCUAAAUACCAUACCACCAGCAAAGCCUCCGCGCACUUCACUAGUGGCUACUCCUCGCCAGAUGCUGCAUGAAGAGAGUGAUUCAUGCGAUUCAGUGUUUUCCUCACGCAUCUCCUCACCACCUAUGUCUCCCUGUGUACCCCAAGUGCCCGAAAAGUUUGCCCUAACCCGCACUCUCUCCUCGGAAACCAAUACCUCCAUAGCCAGUUCUACCACCUCAACCUUAACCUCAGGUUCGGGAUCCCAAGCCAGCUGUUCGUCGGUGGGCAGCACACCCACUGUUGACCUAAGUCGCAGGGUUCUGAAGUCAGGCUCCAAUGAGUCAGCCACAAAUCGCAAAAAUAUUUUGGCCUCGGCCAAGUGUCGCAACGGACGCGGUGAUAAUUCAGUGCUGAUGCGCAAUCGUCCUUACGAUGAUGAGGAUAGCACCGAUGGCUAUGACGAGGAUGAAGUUAGAAGACAUCAUAAAUCCAAGCCCCGAUCUCUAAUGUCGAGCACCAGCAGCCUUAUAACCAUGUCCUCAAAGGCUGCCUCCCCCACAGCUCCCAUCAAUUAUAAAUUGGUCACAAAGAACGAUCAGAAUCUGGUCGAUAAGGUCAUCAAUGUGGCCGCCUAUGUUGAAAUCACUUCGGAUACAGAUGACAGUAGUCGCAAAUCGGCCGAUAGCAGUUCGCCCCUUAAGCUCAGUGCCAUGUUUAUUGAUGAAGAACGUAAGCAGAGCUUCAAAGCUGAUCCCUCACAAAAGGCCUUUACCAAACCCAACACCAACAACAACAAUAAUAAUAUCAUCAUACCAGCCAAAGUGGUAGCUCCCAUUAGCUCCCAACCUGUACAGCCUGUAAGUCCCCAACGUGCUGUGGAGGCCAUUUCACCCCUUAGCAAAAAGUCAAGCGAUAGUAGUGAAUUAUCCCAAUGGAUGCAUGUGGAAGUAGCUAAAUCACGAACCUUGAGUUCCAGAACCCCAGAAAGAACUUUGAAGCCAGUUUUCGAGAAAUUCGAAAGCAGCACCACCACAAAGACCACCUAUACCAGUCUGUCGAGCAAAACAACACCCAAAAUCAGUACAGCCGAGAUUAGAGAGAAAUUCGAACGCACCGCAGCUGCCCAAAACAACAUAAACAAUAUCAUCAAUACAAACAACAACAACAACAUUUCGCCCAUUAUCUCCACCACAAAUUUGCUCAGCGUCAAGUCACAACAACACAAGGGCAGUUAUCAUGAGCGUUUCUCCUCGCUGGACUCCAUAGCAUCGUCAUCGUCGGGCGUCAGCUCAACCACACAAAAUGUCUCAUCGACCCAAGAGAACACCACCGAAUUUGGUAGUUUCUCCUCGCUUGGCAGCAAUCAGAGUUUGAUCACUGCUCAAGAUAUACAACAGAUCAUUGAAGAAGCCGAUCCACCUCUUAAAACACCCGAAGCCUUUAUCAUAGUUUUACAAAGGGAUACGCCGGAAUCGAGCAUUGGCAUUACUUUGGCCGGUGGCUCUGAUUAUGAAGCUAAGGAAAUAACGAUUCACAAAAUUUUGUCCAAUACCCCGGCAGCUAAAGAUGGGCGUUUGAAGAAGGGUGAUCGCAUAUUGGCCGUUAACGGCAUGAGCAUGCGCGGUUUAACACAUCGGGAAUCCAUAACGGUGCUUAAGACUCCCCGACCUGAAGUUGUGCUUGUGGUUACACGUUCCGAAUCUGUGGUGGUUAAACCUCUGAGCAAGAAACGCUCCUCCUUGGGCUCUCUAUCCAGUCUCAACGAGAAACCAACAGAGAUUGAUUAUGAAAAGAAACGUAGUUACCACAAAGCUUCCAGAUCAUUGGAUCUUGAUUUGGAUGUCAUAUCCAAUGAGGAGGCAACAAGUUCCACCAGUCGGCACAGUGUCAACAAUAAUACAACACCAUCGAGCACAAGUUCCAGCAGUCGCAGCAGUCCACAGCCGCCCUCUGCUAUGACUACGGAAACUGCCACCUUGGCCAGUAUUAGAGCCAGACGUCAAUUGUCCAGGCCAGAUGUAAGCAAAAUCUCAACAAGUGAACUUUUGGAAAGGGCACAAGAAACCAGAAAUGCUUUGCAAGCAGAAAUUAGAGCACAAGAAGAAUCCACUACACCAAAUAGUGCACGUGUUGUGGAGAUUAUCAAAGAUAGCUGUGGUUUGGGUUUCUCCAUUGAGGGAGGUUUCGAUUCGCCUUUGGGUAACCGACCUUUGAUAGUGAAAAAAGUAUUCAUGGGUGGAGCCGCCAAAAAAACCAAUCAGGUGCGCAACGGUGAUGAAAUCCUAAGCAUCAAUGGAAGCUCUACAGCCAAAAUGACCCGGGUGGAUGCAUGGAAUUACAUGAAACAGUUGCCUUUAGGCCCAGUUAAAAUCGUAUUUGCAUAAAAUGUUAAUUCAUUUGAAACGACCAGAAGUUAAGUUUUAGUUUUUAUUUAAAAAAAACUCUUUUUUUUUGUUUUUUAUCUACAUACAUACAUAUUUACUUAGAAAGUAAAUUAAAAACAUAAAAUACUGUAUAAAACCACAUACACAUAAAAAAAUACUAUUAGUUUUUAGUAGAAAAAAAAAAGAAGAAAAACAAAUUCUUGCCAUUUGCUCUUAACACACGAAAUAAAACUCUUGUAAAUGAAACCAAGUUUUAUUUGCACGGCGAAAAUAAUGGCUACAAAACACACACACACAUACACACACAAAUUUUGGGGAAAACUUUAAAGCAUUUAAAUUUUAAAUUUAUGGAAAAAAAAACAAAUGGUUCUUUAAUAUAUAACAAAAAAAAGUGCAAUUAUCUGUAUUAAAAAACUCUUAUUGAAAUUUCUUUGGUCUAAGCUUCUUCUAUUUUCCAAAACAUGUUUUGUACUUAAAUUGCGAAUUUAUUUUGUAAAUUUGUUCUUAUGGUUAAUUUGUUACACCCACACGCCUAUAGAAAUUGUUUAAAAAAUCUUUAAUUCUGUCUCUAUGUAAGCGCCAUAAUUAUUAUUUAUCAAUUUUGUUCAUAUUUGUGUAAUUCUAUUUUUGUUUUAAAUAUUCCUUUUAUUUUAUUUUUAAUUUUUUGUAGAAAAAAUGUGCUUUAACUUUGCAUUUAUUAUAGAAAAAAAAACAAAACGGAGAAAUUAAACAAAAAUAUCAAUAAUAACAAAGAAUGUGUAUAUUUUUUUUUUUUUCAUUUAAUACUUAAAACAUUUACAUAUAUAUUUUUUAUGGUUUUAUUUGCAUAUUUUGUUAACCUUAAAAAAAUACUUUUAUGCCUAUUAAUAAAAUAUGAUUAAAACUAUUUGUACACUUACAUUUACUAUUACAUACAUAUAUUAUUGUAUAUCUACUUAAUAUUAAUCAAUUUUAAUUAAUCAUAUACAUACUUAUUAUUCAGCGUAUAUGUUAUUUUGCCCUGCCAUGGGUUAAAAUCAACAUUUACCAUAAAUAUAUAUACAUAUUUAUAAUCUACUAUUCCUACUUAAUUAAAUA